AUGAAUUCAGACAAGAAUCAUGAAGACUUGGAUAUUCAAGUGCAAAGUGUUAAUAAUACAUUUGAGUUCCCCUAUCUUCCUCCGGACCUAUACAGCAAGCAAUUAUGAGAGCUUUGGCCUGGAAACAAUCGUUUUUUAUUUAAGGGGAAAUUUAUGAUAGGGCCUUCGUGUGAUAAUAUUCAUUUUUUUGGUACAUUAAUUGGUCUAAUAGCAGUUCCCUCAAGCUUUUUUUUAUUUAUUUCGAGCUAUCUAUGAGAAAAUGUCACUAUAGUAAUCCCAAUUCUAUCGAUAUACUGUUAUGCCUUCACAAUUUUCUUUUACUUUCUUACUUUGCUUACAGAGCCAGGCAUAAUUCCAAGAAAAAAAAUUUAUGAAGCAUUGGGUGGGGUUCCCAAGGUUUUUACAGCUGAUGUGAUAUUUAUGGAAAAUGGACCUUUAUAUAAGUUUUGCCAGACCUGUGAAAUUUUUCGGCCACCUAGAUCUCAUCAUUGUGCUAAGUGUGAUAACUGCGUGGAGCUAUUUGACCACCAUUGUCCUUAUCUAAACAAUUGCAUUGGUGCAAGAAAUUAUAUUUAUUUCGUUAUUUUCGUUACGCAUUUGGUGCUUUUAGGUCUAGUAGAUCUUGCAGGAUUUUUAGCUUUUUUGUUUUAUAAGCCUGGAAGCUAUGAGGAAAGGACAUGUAAUUUGUAUAUAGUUAUAAAUCAAGAAGAAAUUAUACUGAUUAUUGUUGUGAUCCUAACAAUUUUGCUACUUAUUCUUACAAUUUUAAUAGGGAUUCUAUGUAUUUUCCAUUUUUCUCUAUGCAUUACAGGAGAAACCACAAAAGAAAGAAUUAACAGGUCUAAAGGAUCAAAAAGAUGCCUACUUUGCCGAUACAGGCACAGUAGGUUUGAUUGAAAAACAGGAUUAAAGUAUGAACAAGUGAUUCUUUUGAAAGCCAAUUCUGUUGACAUUGAAAUCAGCGAAAGUGAGCAAAGCCCAGAAUAA
Messenger RNA from Blepharisma stoltei, 987 nucleotides. NCBI's taxonomy places the organism in Eukaryota, Ciliophora, Heterotrichea, Heterotrichida, Blepharismidae. The record is from the annotation of a GenBank genome assembly.